Messenger RNA from Closterium sp. Yama58-4, 756 nucleotides. Lineage: Eukaryota; Viridiplantae; Streptophyta; Zygnematophyceae; Desmidiales; Closteriaceae. The record is from the annotation of a GenBank genome assembly.
AUGCCUUCCUUCCUCCAGGGAACAAACCAAACACCUGACAGUGUCUUGCUGAUUUUACCUCUCCUUUUUUUUCCGCGUGUCUAUCCUCCAUCCCCUCCUUUACCUCUCAAUUCCCUUUCCCCCUACAGAUACCUGCGUGUCCCUGUGUCCGUGCAUGGAAUAGCACGCUUCUCCUUCUCCGAAUUGUGUGCCAACACGCUUGGCCCACCAGACUACCUCGCUCUAGCUUUGCGCUACCACACGCUCUUCCUGUCAGAGAUUCCCGUGCUCUCGCGCUCGGUGCACGACCAGGCGCGCCGCUUCCUCACACUCACAGACGAGCUUUACAACCACCGCUGCCUGCUCGUGUGCUCCGCUGCUGCUGCUCCAAAUAAGCUGUUUAAGGGGCUGCUGGAGAGAGUGGGGAGCGGGGGGGUGAGGGAGCCGGGGGGUGGUGGGGAGGGGGGUGGGAGAGGAGGAGAGGGUCGGGUUGAUGUGGAGGGGGAGGUGGAGAAGGAGGAGGGAGGGAUUGUGCCGAGGAUUGAUCUUGAGAGCUUGCAGUUUGAGUCAGAGGUGGGGGGCAGUCGCCUAAGAAGGGACGUGUUGGCAGAGGGGGGUCGCUCCGCCCUCACCUCCUCUUCCACACUCCCCGUGCGCCAGCUGUCCGGGCGAGAAGAGGAGUUUGCAUUCCACCGAGCGGUUUCGAGGCUGCUGGAAAUGCAGUCGGAGCGAUAUUACAGGCUGCACUGCCAAGUGCGUCGAGUGUUAACACCGUAA